CGUUUGCUGUAAUUGACUUAGAGGCAGUAUGGCCUAAAGCAUGGGCAGUUUGAAAUUUGAGGUAUUUUUGUAAGAAAGAUGGAAAAGCUAACAGCGACGACCUGUCACAUUCAAAGGAGCUUAAAUGCCUUAAAGGACCUUCCUAGAGUAGCGAGCUACAAUAUAAAAGAUUUGCCUGGAGCAAAAAAAACGAAAAGAAGGCGUGGUCGUGGGCCAGGUACAGGGAAAGGCAAAACAGCUGGGAGAGGACACAAAGGCCAAGGGCAGAGAGGGACACAUACUUACUUCCAAUUUGAAGGUGGUCAGACACCCUUCUACAGGCUGGUGCCAAAACAUGGUCAAUCUAAAUCCUUGAUAAAAAACAUGCAGCUGACACCAGUCAAUUUGGACAGGUUGCAAUACUUUAUUGAUAGUGGUAGGAUAGACCCAAAUGAAACAAUUACCAUGAGAGUGAUGCGGAUGUCUGGUCUUGUUUCUGGCAGAAUAUCAGGUGGCGUUAAGCUUCUUGGAAUGGGGGCAGAUUGGUUUGAUGCAAAGGUGAAAAUUGAAGUUAGCCUGGCCUCAAAAUCUGCUAUAGAAGCUGUUGAGAGACAAGGUGGGACUAUUGAUUGUGUAUAUUUUGAUAAAGUUGGACUCAGAGUCCAUUUGAGGCCAGAGAGUUUUUCCCCUCCUAUUCCACGCCAAGCGAGGCCUUCAUCUAAAUUAAUGAAGAUCUAUGCAGAUCCUGAGAGAAGAGGGUUUUUAGCAGAUCCAAAUGAAAUUCAAAAACUGAAAGAAGAAAAGCAAAAGGCCGGGGAACUGGUCAAAACGUUGGAAAACUUAGAAAUUAAGUAAAACAUCAUUAUGAUUCUCUUACAACUUGAAAGGUUCUGGUUGAUGAAAAAUAACUGCAUUAGAAUUUGUAAAUUGUAUUACCAUGGUAUGUGUACGAGUGUUGUUUGGGAAAAAUUGCUUAAUGAUUUA
Molecule: messenger RNA, 963 nt
Organism: Rhopilema esculentum
Lineage: Eukaryota; Metazoa; Cnidaria; Scyphozoa; Rhizostomeae; Rhizostomatidae
Product: large ribosomal subunit protein uL15m
Biological process (GO): translation
Cellular component (GO): mitochondrial large ribosomal subunit
Molecular function (GO): structural constituent of ribosome
Source: RefSeq, a predicted model, not a curated record